Molecule: messenger RNA, 2283 nt
Organism: Coccinella septempunctata (seven-spotted ladybird)
Lineage: Eukaryota; Metazoa; Arthropoda; Insecta; Coleoptera; Coccinellidae
Gene: Edem1
Product: ER degradation-enhancing alpha-mannosidase-like protein 2
Exons: 7
Coding region: 229-2193 (654 amino acids)
Biological process (GO): endoplasmic reticulum mannose trimming; mannose trimming involved in glycoprotein ERAD pathway; carbohydrate metabolic process
Cellular component (GO): endoplasmic reticulum; membrane
Molecular function (GO): mannosyl-oligosaccharide 1,2-alpha-mannosidase activity; calcium ion binding
Source: RefSeq, a predicted model, not a curated record
UUUUGAGGUUAGGUGAAUAAAAAUAUACAUUGAAAAAAUUUAAAUUUUUAAAUAUAAAUAUAAAACCACAAUGUUGACUAUAUUCUAACUAAAUAUAUCAUAUAAUUAGGAACAGAAAUUAACUAACGGACUGUGUAAUAUCUGAUUGUGAUAUGAUUUGAAGAAGACUAAUCGAAAAGAAUUGAAAAUAGUAAAACAUUGAUUUUAUGAGUGGUACUAACCUUCAUCAUGAUGUGGAAGAGAACAUAUAUGCAUUCCAUUUUGCUUUUAUCUGUUUAUUUUGAAACAGCAGUCAGUCUGCGUACUUACACAAAGAAAGACCUGAAUAGACUGAGAAAUGAGGUGAAAGAAAUGUUUUAUCAUGCUUAUAAUAGUUAUUUGAACUUUGCUUACCCUUAUGAUGAACUGAGGCCUUUAAGCUGCGAUGGUAUAGAUACCUAUGGAAGCUAUUCGUUGACUCUGAUAGAUGCAUUGGAUACUUUAGCCAUCAUGGGAAAUCACACAGAAUUUCAGAGGGUCGUGGAUAUUAUAACAUCAAAGUCUAAAUUUGAUGGUAACAUCAAUGUUUCUGUGUUUGAAACAAAUAUACGAAUUAUUGGUGGCCUCUUGAGUGCCCAUUUGUUAUCAUAUAGAGCAGGUGUCAAAGUUGAGCCUGGCUGGCCGUGCAAUGGUCCGCUCUUGAGACUGGCCGAAGAUGUCGCUAAAAGGUUAAUAGUGGCUUUUGAUACAACCACAGGAAUGCCUUAUGGUACAGUAAACCUCAAGUACGGUGUUCCGAAAGGGGAGACUACCAUAACAUGCACUGCUGGUAUAGGUACCUUCAUUGUGGAAUUUGGAACUUUGAGUAGGUUAACGGGAAAUCCUAUUUAUGAAAAAGUGGCUAUGAAUGCUCUAUACGCUCUGUAUCUCCACAAGUCUCGUCUUGGCCUUUUUGGCAACCACAUUGACAUCGAAACGGGUCGUUGGACAGCCCAGGAUGCAGGGAUUGGGUCUGGGGUAGAUUCUUACUUUGAAUAUUUGGUGAAAGGUUCGAUUCUACUACAAAGACCCGAACUGAUGGAAAUGUUCCACGAGGCUCGGAAAGCUUUCGACAAACACAUGAAAAAAGACGAUUGGUACGUGUGGGUCUCGAUGACGAAAGGACAUAUAACUUUACCGGUAUUUCAAUCCUUAGAAGCUUUCUGGCCGGGCGUGUUGAGCUUAAUUGGUGAUACGUCCUCUGCCAUGAGAACUCUGCAUAAUUAUCAUCAGGUUUGGCAACAGUAUGGUUUCACACCGGAAUUUUACCAUAUUCCUCAAACAGAAGCCGGGUUGAAUAAAGAGAGUUGGCCGUUGCGACCUGAAUUGAUUGAGUCGAUUAUGUUGUUGUAUAGAUCGACAGGUGACCCAUUUUUACUUCAAGCUGGCGAAGAUAUAAUGAGAAGCAUACAGCAUAGUUCUAGAACUCCAUGCGGAUAUGCAACCAUAAAAGACGUAAGGGACCAUAGAAAAGAAGACCGUAUGGAAUCAUUCUUCCUAUCAGAAACGACCAAGUACUUGUAUCUUCUUUUCGAUACCGACAAUUUUAUUCACAAUCAAGGUCAACAUGGGACUGUUAUAGAAACGCCGAACGGUGAAUGUAUAGUCGAUGCCGGUGGAUACAUCUUCAACACUGAGGCUCAUCCAAUUGAUCCUAGCGCUUUGCAUUGUUGCCAUGACGUCCCGAAGCAGAACAAGUUCAACUUUUCGGAUUUUUCCGCUAAGAGAAAUAUUUUCAAAGGUGAAACUCUGCAAGGGAGGAACAAGAAAUCGAAAGAAAAUAAAGAUAAGGUUACUUUAAAUGAAGAAAAAGACAAUUCGAUGUUUCCGAAUCAAGACGGUGAAGUUAUCGUGGAAGAGUUUCCGAGUCAAGGAUCAUCAGGUAAUUUGGUUGAAGCAGAAGAUGUUUCGUUUAAGGCCAACGUUGAGGAAGGUUCUGAAGAUGAUAAUUUCAACCAAGACGCGAUAAAUCUGUCAGUUUUGGAUUAUACGACGAAUGCAAAUCCGAAAGAAGAAGAAGAAUCUUUCGACGCAGAGAAAAUGGUGGGAAAAUUUGAACUUGAGGAUAAGUUUGCCAGUAGCAAGACCUGGGCGAAGAAAUAUGAACUUUUGAGUUGUAAGGCUCAGCCGUUUCUGCAGAAACUUUCGAUUUUUGGAGAGUUUUUCAAGAGGUAACUUAACAUUCCUGAAUGAGACUAUUUUUAUGUAUUAUUUUGUUGAGUGUGUUUUUUACUAGAAAAUAUAUUUACCAGGUUAUAUCUUUUA